UCUCUUCACACACACACACACACCCUUUUUUCCAACCUAUUUCCUCUCCCCCCUGUCUUUUCUUCUGCACAACAACUACUCCAACAAAAUAAUAGAUUGCUACAUAUAUAUAUAUAUACCCUUUGUAUAGAGAUGGAUAGAUGUGUAGACAAAGAAAAGGAAAGUUGUGGUUGAUGUGUUUUUUUUUCUUUUUGUUUUUGUUACAAGUAUUGUUGAUUUUGUUCAAUAGGAGGAGGGUUUGUAUUUUAAGCAGGAAGUGGGAGAGAAAGGGGGGAGAGAGAGAUGAUUCUGAUGGGUCUUUUGGACUAUCGAUAUUGAUUGGUGAAAGGUAGUAUUAGUCUAUUUGUUUUGGGUUUCAUUUGGAUUGAUGAUUGGAGAGGCAAGAGAAGUGAAAAACCACAAAAGCUUCUUCUUCUUAUUUUUUUCUUUUUCUUUUUUUUUUAAAAAAGUAAAAAUUUGUAGUAAUCUGGGUAUUGUUUGAAUCGAUUACUAGUAAGGUCGUGUUGGGUUUGAAGAUCAUCGAUAUGGGUAAGAAGAAGACAGCGAAGAAAACGAAGGAGGUAUCAGUGGCAAUAGCAGAAUCGGCAUCAAUAGGUUCAUCAGAAGCCCAACAACAGAUGCCUAGGAAAAGGGGUAGACCUCGGAAAAUCGUUGAGAAAACAGAGAGUGAAGAGAUUAAGGAAGAACAAAGAGAAGAAGCAGCAGAAACAGUAGUUGAAGAGAGUGAAUCGAAGAAAGCAAAAAUGGGUGAGGAAGAAGAGGAAGAGAAAGAGAAGAUGAAAGAAGUGGCAACAUCAUCAUCAGUUAGGGAUGCGAAGAAGGAAGCAGAGCUGGUGCCAAAGGGACUGCCGAGAAGCAGUGCUCGGAGAAAAGGCAAACCUCGUAAGAGCAGCUAAACUUUAUCAAUGAAUGAUUAAUCAAAACUCUUUUAUUCCUUUUUUUUUUUUUGGUGGAUUAAUCGAAGGAUAGAAGAUCAAAAGAUGAAUGAUUUUUCAUUUAUACUUCUUCUUCUUCCUCCUGUGUUUUACUCUCUUUUUUUAAAUUUUAGUUAUGGUUUUGAUUUGAAUGUUGCCUUUUUAGGUUUUCU
This is a messenger RNA of Camellia sinensis, 1087 nucleotides long. RefSeq lists its product as uncharacterized. The record is from RefSeq and is a predicted model, not a curated record. NCBI's taxonomy places the organism in Eukaryota, Viridiplantae, Streptophyta, Magnoliopsida, Ericales, Theaceae.